Messenger RNA from Vigna unguiculata (cowpea), 1921 nucleotides. Its product is annotated as transcription factor HHO6-like. The record is from RefSeq and is a predicted model, not a curated record. Lineage: Eukaryota; Viridiplantae; Streptophyta; Magnoliopsida; Fabales; Fabaceae. Gene Ontology annotation, biological process: regulation of DNA-templated transcription. Gene Ontology annotation, molecular function: DNA binding; DNA-binding transcription factor activity.
GUUGGAUUAAAUACGCGAGGACCCGAAAGUGACUUUUAAAACCUUCGUCGUUGCUCUCGUCUAAUUCUCUCUUUCUCUUAUUUCUUAUUUCCGCAGAAUCUUGGCGUUCUGAAAUUUGCCUUCACAUCGAACCCACUUUCCUUAUUUUCUCUUUACCAUUCGGAAUCUCACUCUCUUCCUUCCUCAUCCUAUUUAUUUCUUUAUUUCCUUUCCUUCACCCUCUCCUCCCUCACUGUUUCUUCAUCUUUUUCUUCUCCUGCAAACAAAAUCUGAAUCUGAAGGGGCCACCAGAGAAAACACGAUCCAAUGGGUUCGGUUCCGCCAGAACUGAGCUUGGAUUUAAGACCCUCCUUUGUCCCCAAAACCAUCACAGAUUUCCUCCGCCACCUCUCUUCCGCCACCGACAGGCUCGCCACUCUUCACGAUUUCCUCGCUCGCUUGGAAGACGAGCUCCGCAAGAUCCACGCCUUCAAGCGCGAGCUUCCUAUCUCCAUGCUUCUCUUAAACGACGCAAUUUCACUCCUCAAGACGGAAUCGCAGAAAUGCCGGCCGCGUGAUUGUCCACCGGUCUUGGAGGAGUUUAUCCCUUUGAAGAAAGAACGUGAUCAGAAUGAAGGAAAUAACUAUAAUCAUAAUGACAUGGAUAACGAAUGCAGAGAUAAGAAGAAUUGGUUGAGUUCGGUUCAGCUUUGGAAUAACAGUACUACUAAUAACAAUGCAUCUGAUCGGAAACAACACCACCAACAACAACUUCAUAAAUUAGAAAAUAAGAAAAUUGAAGAGGGGCAAUCUGUUGGUGAGGAUCCUUUUCAGUCGUGCAGCAAUAGAAAUGGAGGAAGAAGGGCUUUUAUGCCUUUCUCCAGGUACUCUUCUUCUUCAUCUUCUGUGCCGGUGGCAACAGCGGGACUGGGUGCUGCAACCAAAGAAGAGAAGGAAGAGAGUGUUAUGAAUAGGCUUUCUCUUCAGACCCCUUCUGUGAAAGAGGGGUGUGGUUCAAGGGGAUCCAGAAGCAGUUCCAACAGGGCUGUUUCUUCUUCUCCUCCUACGGUGCACCCCAGUUUGAGGGCAUCAUCGCUUCAGCAGACUGCCAGGAAACAGAGGAGAUGCUGGUCCCCUGAAUUGCACAGACGAUUUGUUAAUGCUUUGCAGAAACUAGGAGGUUCUCAAGCAACACCAAAGCAAAUUAGAGAGCUGAUGCAGGUUGAUGGCCUGACGAACGAUGAAGUGAAAAGCCACUUACAAAAAUACAGACUUCAUACGCGGAGAGUUCCAGCAGGAAGUGGUAAUCAGCCAGUUGUAGUUCUUGGAGGUUUGUGGAUGUCUCAAGAUCAGUACAACGACUCCUCAAAAGUUAGCAGUUCAGGGUCAGGUUCUCCUCAAAGUCCCCUUCAUUUGACUGCAGGGUCUCGAGGAGGAACGUCCCCAACGGAAGGUGACAGCAUGGAAGAUGAUGAAGAUGCAAGAUCCGAGAGUUAUAGUUGGAAAAGUCAUAUGCACAAACCUGGAAAAGUUGAUGUAUAGGAUACUACUCUCCACCAUGAAUUUUGCAGAUAAAAGUAUACAUGGGAGGAGUUUUACGACUACAUAAGAAUAAUACAUGAUACAUAUAAAAGAGGGUAAACGAAAAGAGGCUGUUGGAGUUUCUGAAGGUUUAGCUUGCCUUCUAUACUGCGUGAGUUUUUCAUAUGAGACUCCCAAUUAAAAUAUCCUUUCCCUUCACUUUCAGAAGCUGGGCAUUUUUUCCAUACAUUAAAAUUCUUUCAUUUCUUUCUUUUGUCACGAGAACUCUCUGACGCACCGCAAGAAAUUAAUCAGUCCAAUAUUUAGAUGGGUCUCUGCAAGUUUGUUGGCUGGAACAUUGGCUUCUCAACUCACUCGAAUGUUUCUUUCUCAUACUUUUAUUUGCACAAAUAUUUCACUU